AUGCAGGACCUGCGCCCUGAUGGUGCUAGGAACCUCCUGCAUCAGAAGGCGGAGAUGGCCCACCGGCUGCGGCGGAACCUGUCGGACCCCGCGCUGCGCUCCGCGGUCAAGACGCGCGGCGGCGCCCUCCCGCCGCCGCCCGCCGACCUGUUUGCCAGGGUCGACACUGGCAUACGGCGGCCGAGGGUGUCCCGGGGCGCCUCGCCGCCACCCGCGGGGCGAGAGGGCAGGCUGACGGUGCCGGCGGCGACGCAGGCCGCCGCACCAGCGUCGCGCCCACGGCCCCUGCAGCCCCGCGCAGCGGCGGCAGGCCGCGGCAACGCCCCGCGGAUGCGGCCGCAGAGCGCGUGCUCCGCCGCCUCGUCGCGCUCUGCGGGCUCGCUGGCGCGGGCUCACAGGGAGGCGGCGCCGUGGCCGUGUGCCGCGGGGCCGCCCGCGGACGCCUUGGGAGGAGGCUGCGCCGAGGACGCGCCGCCCGCCCUGCACCAGCUGCAGGGAGCGCUGGACAGGCUCGCGGAGCUGGAGCGCGAGCGGCGGCGCGUCUUCGACACCAUGGUCCUCGACCCCGGCCGCAGCGCGCUGACCCGCUUCGCGGAGAGCGUGGGCGGCAGCGGCAUGCACACGCCCGUCUCGGCGGCCUCCGUGGGCAUCGGAGGCCAGGGCUCCGCCAGCAGGCAGAGGUCGGCGCCCCCGCGGCUGUCCCGGGCGCCCGCGCCGGAGCAGGGCGCGGAGCUCGCCCUCGCCACGACGUUGGAGUCCGAGGCCAUGGAGAAGCCGCAGUGGCUGCUUGCCGACGGCCGGCUCCUCACCGCGUCCCUGGAGGGCGAGAACGAGGCGCUGAAGCGCGCCGUGCUGCGCGCGCGGUCCGAGAUCGACGACCUCGUGCGGCGCCGCUGCGAGGCCGACGCGCGCGCGCGCUCGCUGGUGUUCGAGAACUCGGCCGCCGCGCAGGCCCUGCAGCGCGCCGCCGCCGGGGCCGUGCGGCGCCCCGGGCCUGCUGCCUGGCCGGCCGGCGGCUCCUCCACGCCGGUCGCGUCUGCGGGGUGCCAGCAGCCGGGAGAGCGCAGUUCGGCGGCCGCCGCAGCGAGCCUGCGCCGGCUGGUGCUCAGCACGCCCUCAGAGGCCUCCUCGUCGGGCGGUGCCGACGCCGUGAGGGAGCAGGCUCGGUCCAGGCUGCUGGAGACGAGCCUUACCAUAGAGAGGCGCAUGGAUGAGCUCUUCGCUCGCAGAGGCAAGCUGCAGGCCAUGGUCGAGAAGGAGGCGGUCGAGCAGACCGACAGCGUCUCUACGGACUCCGCCCCGUGA
Molecule: messenger RNA, 1305 nt
Organism: Prorocentrum cordatum
Lineage: Eukaryota; Dinophyceae; Prorocentrales; Prorocentraceae
Source: the annotation of a GenBank genome assembly